Molecule: messenger RNA, 3697 nt
Organism: Mucor mucedo
Lineage: Eukaryota; Fungi; Mucoromycota; Mucoromycetes; Mucorales; Mucoraceae
Product: P-loop containing nucleoside triphosphate hydrolase protein
Exons: 9
Coding region: 70-3453 (1127 amino acids)
Biological process (GO): mitotic spindle organization; microtubule-based movement
Molecular function (GO): ATP binding; microtubule binding; microtubule motor activity
Source: RefSeq, a predicted model, not a curated record
UUUAUCUUUCCGUCUUUUUCUUUUUCUUUCUUUUCUUUCUUUCUUUGCCAUACAUACCCAAUCUCUUCAAUGACGGCUUCCUCUUCUUCUUCUGUUAGAGUAGCUGUUCGUGUUAGACCAUUAACAGAUAAUGAAAAACAGCAUUUCCAACAUAACGCCAUUAAAUUUAUCCCUAAUAACCAACAACAAAUAGUAUUGGAUGGAGACAGAUCAUUCACAUUUGAUUAUGUAUAUCCACCAACUGCAAAUCAAAAUGAUGUCUAUUCAACAUGUGUUAUACCUCUUCUAAAUAAAUUUAUGGAAGGAUAUAAUUCCACUAUUUUAGCAUACGGUCAAACAGGUAGUGGCAAAACAUAUAGUAUGGGCAUUGGAUUAGACUCAGUCAUGAACGCUGUUAAUGAAGGCAUCGUACCAAGGUUCAUCCAUUCUUUAUUCCAAGGACUUAAUGCAAAAAAAUCGCCCAAUUACUCUUUUCAAGUUUGUGUCUCGUUCUUGGAGCUGCAUAAUGAGGAUCUUGUCGAUCUCUUGUGUCCUUCCGCUGUCAAACGUAGUGGAUAUGUCAGUAAUUUAACGAUCCGAGAAGACAGCCAAGGAAAUAUAUGUUGGAGCGGUGUCAAAGAAGAGGUGGUUACGAGUCCAAAUGAACUCAUGGGUUUUCUGCAAAAGGGAUCUAUCGCUCGUACAACUGCUUCAACUGAUAUGAAUAACACUUCCUCAAGAUCACAUGCCAUAUUUUCAGUCAUUCUAAAACAGGAAUACAUUAUAUCCUCUGAUACAGACGAAUCUGUGGGUGACCCUACCACAAAUAAAAUACAUAGAUCACCUUCUGAUCAAACGCUCGUCAGUAAUUCUUCCACGCCGCAUGUUAAGAAAUUAUCUUCGAAAUUUCAUUUUGUUGAUUUAGCUGGUUCAGAAAGAUUAAAAAGAACAAACGCCGUGGGAGAUCGGGCGAAAGAAGGCAUUUCCAUAAAUACAGGUUUACUAGCGCUUGGAAACGUCAUAUCUGCUCUCGGGGAUGAAUCACGUCGCGUGUCUCAUAUACCCUAUCGGGACUCUAAACUCACUCGCCUGUUGCAAGAUAGUUUAGGAGGUAACAGUCAAACUCUUAUGCUCGCUUGUGCCUCACCAUCCGACUCGAAUAUUACUGAGACAUUAAAUACCUUAAAAUACGCCAACAGGGCUCGUAAUAUCCGUAAUAGAGUCAUCAUUAAUCAAGAAGUCGGUGAGGCUGAACGUCUCAAGGCCACCAUCACGCGACUUAAAGAGGAGCUCAGGGGUACCGAUGAUUUUCUUCGUGCAGUCAACGAUGAAAUGGACAGUUUAAAGAACCAAGUAGGAUCACUUCAUCAGGCAUUAAAUCAAGCGACUGAAGAAUUAGCCAUGACCAAAUACGAACGAGAUACUUUUAAACAUCAGCUUAAUGACGAUGGUUCUGAAACAACCGUUAGUGAAAUAGGAAAUUCCCUUGUUAGAGAAUACGCCAAAACAAUAGAGUUACUUCGUAUAGAAUUACUUGAAUCUCAGCAGCAGCAAAACAUUCAUCCAACCGCAAAGCCUUUAUUUGUUGAUCAAAAGAAUUCAACUUUGCAAAUCGAUCAUGUUGACUCCUCUACGACUUUAGUGGCAUCCCCUACACAUUCAAAGUCAUACUUUGACAAUCCUGAGAAAAAUGAUCGUAAAAAAAAGAAACAUAGUUAUCGGUUCGGUAGUAAACGAUUAAAAAGUCAAAGAAGAAGAAGCAUUACAUUGUUAACCUCCAAUAGCAGCAACCCAUCUCCUAAACCAGUCAAAUCCGCAGCUGAUCUUCACAUUUUAAAUCAAGCAAGAAAAACCAUUGAGAGAGAGACUGAAUUUUUGGAAUCUGCAAAAAUAUCUAUUGCCUCUGAUAGUUUUUGGGAUAACAAGGACCAGGAUUUAAUGACGGGUCCUAAAGUUUUGCAAUAUCGAAGAAGAACAGUCGAUGUCAUUCCCCCCAUCUCUGUAGCAUCUGCACUCCAAACCGAUCAUAUCAAUGAAAACAAGCGUCUCUUACAAAAACUCUCAAACAUGAUUGAGAGUAAACAUCUUGUGAUUAGACAACUAGAGAAAUCAGAAAAAUUACGCACCGAACAAGCUCAGCAGCUCAAUCGAAAAAUCGCAGACCUACUUUCCAAAAAGACUUCAUCCAGUAGCCAAUAUAAACGUGAGUUAGCAGAGACUCGCUCACAAUAUGAGUGUCGUAUCAAGAAGCAACAGGUCGAAUUACAAUCACUCCGUCGCAAACACAUGCAAUUGAUGAGCAAAACAGACGGAAUGCGCAAUCAGAACCAGUCUGUCAUUGAACAAUUAAAUCGUACUGUCGAGAAACUAACACACGAAAAGAAGAAGCUUAUCAAACGCUUAAAAAUGGAAUCAGAUCGUGCUAGGGAGAAACACAUGGAAAGCGACCGGGAAAUGGCUAAACUUAAACGACAGGAAGCUCAAUCCGUAUCAGCAAAAAAGAGAAUGGAAAGAGAACUACUUCAACAAAAAUCCGCAACCAAACGUUCUACCGAAGAAAUUGUUGCGUUGGGAGGUCAAAUGAAACAAAUCGCCGCCAUUCUCAAAAAAGUCAUGUCCAAUGGCGGAAAAAAGAAGCCGAAUAACAGCGCAAUCACUGAUAGAAAUUUACUGGCAAAAGCAGCGGCUUGUGCGAAUGUGAGGGGGUAUCUUGUAAAGCAAAGUGCCAUAAAGAAAUCCGGAGGAAAAUUCCAGGUUACUACUUUACAGCAACAUGUAUACCAAAAGAAGAGAUUGAUUCAUCGUGCUAUCACUCUAUAUGUCAGAGGACAAUCAAGUAACAAAAUUGGCGAAGAGCUAAUUCAAAAGCGAGAUCGCUUAAUACAAGAACAAAACGAGCUCUUGACCGAACGGAACUUGGUUCUCGAAGAGGAAACGAAGAAAAACCUAUCUAUUGAUGCCACUAUGCCACAAUAUAUGGAUGAGCGAAUUGAUUUAAUCACUGUUCAGGUCGACACGCUCAAUCAACAAAUUAUCCGUCUCUCUGAGGAAAAAUGUACUGCCGACAGUAGCGAUGAUGAUUGGAUGGACGUUGUGGAUAAGGAACUUCAUAUUGGAAUGCUAGAUGACACUGAUUCCCAAGUUGCUUAUGAAAUUGCUCUUUCGCUUAUCCGAUCAUUAGAACCUGAGGAAGCACGACUUGUUUCAGAAUCACUUAUGGAAGAUAUUGUGCAGCUAAAGACAGAUCAACAGCAUAGUACUACCUCAAUCAAGCACUUGGGUUCUAUGCUGAACUCACUUCAGACUGGUUUGGUGCAGAUGAGGAGAGUAGGCCAUGAUCAGCAACAUGCAAACAUGGACUAUUUUUCAAGAUCUGCAAAUUCGGCAUUGAAUUCAUUAUUUCUUAAAGUCUUGCAAAGUCCUGUAGAUAUACAAUGCGGACUUGUUUUACCGAAAAAUGAGUCCAUUUGUUAAUAUACCUGUAUACAUUUUUGUAGUUAUAUUUAAAUGCUUAUAUAUUAAAAAUUUACAAAACUAGAAAGAUGUAAUGUAGCUAAUAGUAUGUAAGAUGAAAAUCGGUGCUAGUGUGGAUUGAAUAAGCUAAUGUUUGGAACUUAAAGCUAUGCCAAAAAAUGUUGUAAAUUUUGAAGCAAUAGAUGUUUUAUAUGAUAUGUGACUCAAUGUAUGGAAUACAGCUCUUUUUUUUUUUUUUAAAAAA